This is a messenger RNA of Westerdykella ornata, 405 nucleotides long. RefSeq lists its product as uncharacterized. NCBI's taxonomy places the organism in Eukaryota, Fungi, Ascomycota, Dothideomycetes, Pleosporales, Sporormiaceae. The record is from RefSeq and is a predicted model, not a curated record. The transcript is spliced from 2 exons. Gene Ontology annotation, cellular component: mitotic spindle pole body; spindle microtubule; DASH complex. Bases 1 to 405 code for a protein of 134 amino acids.
AUGUCCACCUACAACCGCCCCUCCACAACCAACGCCCACAACCGCACCCACAGCCAAUCCCAGCCCUACAACAACAACGCGACCACCAGCGCCGCGGGGCCCGAGAAAUCCUUCUUCGAAUCCCAGCGCGAAUUGCUCGUGCAGGAAAUCGCACAGUCCCUCGAGCACGUCCUGCAAAACAUCAACAAACUCAACCGCUCGCUGGAAGAAGUCAUCGCGGUGGGCAACGAAUUUGCACCUGUGGAGGCGCUGUGGAGCCAGUUCGAGAACGUCAUGGGGAGGGAUCCGGGUGCGGCGGAGCAGGAGGGUGGGGAGACUGGGGAGGGGGCGCAGGAAGGGGAUGGGGAGGGGGAGGGGGAGACUACGCAGAUCGAGAGGGAGGGGGAGAGGGAGAGGGCGAAGUGA